Messenger RNA from Hevea brasiliensis (rubber tree), 1582 nucleotides. RefSeq names its product surfeit locus protein 1. Gene Ontology annotation, cellular component: membrane. Lineage: Eukaryota; Viridiplantae; Streptophyta; Magnoliopsida; Malpighiales; Euphorbiaceae. Bases 147 to 1214 code for a protein of 355 amino acids. The transcript has 6 exons. The record is from RefSeq and is a predicted model, not a curated record.
CUAAAUUGGGCCUCCAAAGUGAUAUCCGAGUCCCAAUUCUGUUGGAGCCCAUUUUGAAUUAAAACCCCAUGCCAUGAGAUCAUAAACCCUGAAAGAGCUAGUGCAAUUGCUUUCUCCAGUAAGAAUAAUCAGAUGUCCGAGUGAAGAUGGCAUCACUAGCUUCCACUUUCAAAGCCCUAAGAACGGUCAGUACUGGUGUUAGUGUUGGUGGUACAGGUGGAAUUGGGACCAUUUAUUCCCUUCCAAAGCAUUGGGCUCCUUUAUCUUCGUUGUUUUGCAGCUCAGCCGCUGCCGUCUCCUCUUCUGUCUCCGAAACACCUUCCACUUCCUCUCCUCAACCUCAAGGAAGUGAUUUGCAAGAAAAAGCGAGAGGCUUGAGAUGGUCCAAAUGGUUGCUAUUUCUACCUGGCGCUAUCACUUUUGGCCUUGGAACUUGGCAGAUUUUCAGAAGGCAAGACAAGAUCAAAAUGCUGGAUUAUAGACAGAAGAGAUUGGAAAUGGAACCUAUGAAGUUUAAUGACAUAUCCACAUCAAGUGAACAAUUGGAUACUUUGGAGUUCAGGAGAGUGGCAUGCAAAGGUGUUUUUGAUGAGAAAAGGUCAAUCUUUGUGGGUCCACGUUCUAGAAGCAUAUCUGGAGUGACUGAAAGUGGCUACUAUGUCAUUACACCACUAAUGGCAAUCCCCAACAACCGUGAGAGUGUGCGAUCACCAAUUCUGGUGAAUAGAGGAUGGGUCCCUCGCAUUUGGAAGGAAAGAUCCUUAGAAAUUGCACAAGAUAUUGGACCACCCUCAUCUACCCAAGAGAGUGAACAAAGCUCAUGGUGGAAGUUUUGGUCCAAGAAGCGAAAAGUUAUUGAGGAUCAAAUCCCAGCUAUCACUCCUGUAGAAGUUAUUGGAGUGGUUCGAGGGAGUGAAAAGCCUAGCGUUUUUGUUCCAGAAAAUGAUCCAAGCUCUUGCCAGUGGUUCUAUGUUGAUGUUCAUGCAAUCGCCCAUGCUUGUGAGCUUCCUAAGAAUACUAUCUAUGUUGAAGACAUCAAUGAAAAUGUUAGCCCAGCAUGCCCAUAUCCUGUUCCAAAGGAUGUCAGUUCCUUGAUACGCAGUUCGGUCAUGCCACAAGACCAUCUAAAUUAUACAUUGACAUGGUAUUCUCUGUCUGCUGCUGUUACAUUUAUGGCUUUCAAGAGACUAAGGCCAAAAACAAGCUGGAGAUAGCAAGUCUGUUGUGUAAGAAAUGUACAUUUUUCGAUCAAUAUCCUAUCCUAAAUUUCGUGCUAGAAUUUGAUUGAAGAGCAUGGAGCUGCUUAAUACAUUGAUCUUCAUUUAUACAUCCUUACCAACUGAAAGAAAUUUCUUCCGUCGGGUCUUGGAAAUAUUUCCUGGCAUUUUGCCUUUUUUUUUUUUUUUUUUUUUUUUGGUGAAAGCUGCUAUCAGCUUCAGCUUCAGCUUCUUCUUCUUCAUAUGGGCAUGAAUAAGAGGAUGGUAAAAAAAUGUGACGAACUAUCCUAUAUAGUUGUUGUUUGAGAUCACAUUAAGCAUGUAUUAUUGUUCAAUAAGUUUCAUCUUCCCAAGUUUUUUCUUCA